Messenger RNA from Salvelinus namaycush (lake trout), 993 nucleotides. Its product is annotated as homeobox protein Nkx-6.3-like. Gene Ontology annotation, biological process: cell differentiation; regulation of transcription by RNA polymerase II. The transcript is spliced from 3 exons. Gene Ontology annotation, molecular function: RNA polymerase II cis-regulatory region sequence-specific DNA binding; DNA-binding transcription factor activity, RNA polymerase II-specific. The record is from RefSeq and is a predicted model, not a curated record. Gene Ontology annotation, cellular component: nucleus. NCBI's taxonomy places the organism in Eukaryota, Metazoa, Chordata, Actinopteri, Salmoniformes, Salmonidae. The coding region runs from base 1 to 810 and encodes 269 amino acids.
AUGGAUCCCAACAUACCGGGGUCUUUCCUGUUUAACAACAGCCUGAACCAAUUCUCCUCGGACUUAAAGACACCUGUGUGUCAGUUCUCAGUGCCCAACUCCUUCUGCAAGCUCAACCCAGGCCUGAACAGCCAGCUGCAGGCAGCGGGCACAGCCCAAGGCAUUAGCAACAUUCUCAGCCGUUCCAUGAUGGGCGCUACAGGCACCACCACCCUGCUCUCUGGAUACCCCACCAUGGGGGGCUUUGGCACUGUGGACCCAGGGGUCUACUACAGCUGUGCAGACUAUAACCCCUCCCUGGGCAGCUUCACCAAGCCUGGCACUGAGUGCCCCAUGAAGGGUCGCAGUGGCAGUUGCUGGGCAGAGAGCGGGUGCGAGUGGAGAGGAGGGAGGCAGCAGUGCACAGACAGUGAUGGGCAUCUAGGAGAUAUGUCAGGCAGGAAGAAGCACACCAGACCUACAUUCAGUGGACAUCAGAUAUUUGCCCUGGAGAAAACCUUUGAGCAGACCAAGUACUUGGCCGGGCCAGAGAGAGCUAGACUGGCCUACUCCCUGGGCAUGACAGAGUCACAAGUCAAGGUGUGGUUCCAGAACCGACGCACCAAGUGGAGGAAGAAGAGUGCCUCAGAGCCUAGCUCCACCCAGGCCACACAGGGUGAGCAGGGAGGGGAGAUUUCGGAGAACGAGGUGGAGGAUGAGGAGUACAACAAGCCUCUGGACCCCGACUCAGACGACGAGAAAAUACGACUGCUGCUGCGUAAACACCGCCGGGCUUUCUCUGUACUCCACCUUGGACCACACCACGUCUGACACACUAACACAAGCGCACACACAAAUCAGAUGUGCAUGUUGUAGCAAGGGGUAUCAUGAAACAAAUCAUUUUGUAGUAUAGACCCACAAUUUAAUAUUCAAGCAUGUUAAAAAAGACACAUUUACAAUACAGUAAGUUUAAGGAGAAAAAGGGGUAAUAGUUCACUUGAACUGUUGCCUUGA